Panicum hallii is the source of this 3058-nucleotide messenger RNA. Its product is annotated as sulfoquinovosidase-like. Gene Ontology annotation, biological process: carbohydrate metabolic process. Bases 1 to 2988 code for a protein of 995 amino acids. Lineage: Eukaryota; Viridiplantae; Streptophyta; Magnoliopsida; Poales; Poaceae. The transcript is spliced from 6 exons. Gene Ontology annotation, molecular function: hydrolase activity, hydrolyzing O-glycosyl compounds; carbohydrate binding. The record is from RefSeq and is a predicted model, not a curated record.
AUGGAUAGUAUUCCAAAAUUCCUACUUCUUGAACGGGUCAUAAUUAAACCUUUCUGCCGUGGCAAAUCUAGCCAUUACGACCAGAAACCAGUACACACGUCAGUCAAAAACGAGCGCUUGCUCUCCGGGCCCACCGCUCCUGCCCGACCAUUUGGACCCACCCCCCUCAUUCCAGAAUCUAUUUCAGCCAAUCGGCUUGGACCGAGCAGAGCUCCGGCGGAUCCUCCACCCCGUUCUCCCGCGCGCGCCAUCACCACCGUUGCCAUGGCGCCCCCGCCGCAUUCCAAGACCACCAAGAAGCACCACGCGCGCCUCAACAACCCGUUCCCUCGCGCCAUCCCCGCCGCCGCCAUCCGAAAUGGCGACGCCGCCCCGCGCCUCUCUUUCGCCCCGGCCUCCAAGCUCGCCCACGCGCACGACUUCCCCGUCGGGACCCGGUUCCGCCUCUGCUGGGACCCGUCCCUCGGCGGCGAGGUGGCCCUGUCCAGGGUACCGUCAGGCGGCGGCGACGCGCGCCGCGCGAUGUGGGAGAGCGUCCCCGGCGUCGCGUUCCUCUCCGCGGCCUCCGUCGCCACCGAGGCCGACGAGUGCCGCGGCUCCUUCGCGCUCCGCGACGGCCGCGCCCGCCUCGUCCCCCACCGCCAGCACGUCGACAAGAUCAAGGCCUUCUACCGCUGCGACGCCGAGGCCGGCGCCGACCUGCUGCGCGGCGCCGCGUUCAAGGCGUCCGACGCUACGCGGUUCCCGGUGCUGGUGAUCACCGGGCUGCUGUCCGCCAAGCAGUCCUCUGCCGCGUCGUGCAGCUGCUGCGGGCUGCGCUCCGGCUGCCGCCGGGCCCGCGGCGCGGCGGGGAGGCCGGCGCUCUCGGCGCGGUACUGGAUCCUCCUCGAGGAGAAGACCGACACGCAGGUCGCGUUCAGCGUCAAUAUCGGCGACUACCAAUGGACCUGCGCGCACGCCGACCCUGCCAAGUCGCCCCCAGCGACGGUGACCACGACCACAACCACAACCACAACCACAACCCCGAGGAUCAACCGGCCCAGCCUGCGCCUUCGUCUGUCAGCGCGCGUCCAGCGACCCACCAGCAAGAAGACGAGGCUGGCCCCGAGCCGGGAGGAAACUUCGUCGCUCCUGCCGCCGGAGCCGGAGAGGGCGGAGGCGCGGCCGGAGGAGUUCAACCGCGUGUUCCUGACGUACGCGAGCAGCCGUGACGAGCGGUUCUACGGGUUCGGCGAGCAGUUCAGCCGCGUGGAGUUCAAGGGGAAGCGCGUGCCGGUGCUGGUCCAGGAGCAGGGGAUCGGCAGGGGAGACCAGCCCAUCACAUUCGCCGCCAACCUCGUCAGCUAUAGGUCAGGAGGAAACUGGAGCACCACAUAUGCCCCAUCUCCCUUCUACAUGACCUCAAAGAUGAGAUCUUUAUACCUUGAAGGAUACGACUACUCCAUUUUCGACCUGACGAAACCUGACAGAGUACAGAUACAGAUUUUUGGGAAUUCUGUUCAAGGACGAAUACUAGACGGUGAUUCGCCAACCCAACUCCUCACCAGCUACACGGAGUCAACCGGAAGGCCACCUGUUCUUCCCAGGUGGAUCACAUCCGGUGCCGUCGUCGGCAUGCAGGGCGGCACGGACACCGUCCGCAGGGUUUGGAAAGAACUGCAGGACUACGAUGUCCCAGUUUCUGCAUUCUGGCUACAGGACUGGGUUGGCCAGAGGAAGACGGCAAUUGGGUCUCAACUGUGGUGGAACUGGGAGGUUGAUGAUGCUCAUUACAAUGGAUGGAAGGAUCUAGUCAGCGACCUUCGAAGCAGCGGCAUUAGGACGAUGACUUACUGUAAUCCUUGCCUUGUACCGAUGGAUCAGAAGCCGAACACGAAGAGGCACCUGUUCGAGGAGGCCAAGAAGCUGGGCAUCCUGGUCAAGGACGAGGCCGGCGAGCCGUACAUGAUGCCCAACACGGCGUUCGACGUGGCAAUGCUCGACUUCACCAACCCGGAGGCCCGCGCCUGGUUCAAGAAGAUCCUGCGGGGCAUGGUGGACGACGGCGUGAGCGGCUGGAUGGCCGACUUCGGCGAGGGCCUGCCGCUGGACGCGCGGCUGCACUCCGGCGAGGACCCCGUCGCCGCGCACAACCGGUACCCGGAGCUGUGGGCGCGCGUCAACCGCGAGUUCGCCGACGAGUGGCAAGCCGGCAGCGUCGCCGCGACGGCGGCGGAGGAGGACGGCGGCGGCGCUGGCGGCGACGACGGCCUGGUGUUCUUUGUGCGGUCGGGGUUCCGGGAGAGCUCCCGGUGGGCGAUGCUAUUCUGGGAGGGCGACCAGAUGGUGAGCUGGCAGGCGAACGACGGCAUCAAGAGCAGCGUGGUCGGGCUCCUCAGCGGCGGCCUCUCCGGGUUCCCGCUCAACCACAGCGACGCCGGCGGCUACUGCACCGUGGACCUGCCGUUCCUGCGCUACCGCCGCGGCGAGGAGCUCCUCCUGCGCUGGAUGGAGGUGAACGCCUUCACCGUCGUGUUCCGCACCCACGAGGGGAACAAGCCGGCCUCCAACUGCCAGUUCUACUCCAACAGCAGAACGCUCGCGCACUUCGCGCGCUGCGCCAAGCUCUACAAGGCCUGGGAGUUCUACCGCGCGCAGCUGGUCAGGGAGGCGGCGGCGGCGGGGCUCCCCGUGGCGCGGCACCUGUUCCUGCACUACCCGGCGGACGAGCGCGUGCAGGCGCUGACGUACCAGCAGUUCCUGGUCGGCACGGAGAUGCUGGUGGUGCCGGUCCUGGACAAGGGCCGGAGCGCAGUGACCGCCUACUUCCCGGCCGGCGCCGGCGCGUGGCGGCACGUGUGGACCGGCGACGAGUACGGUGCUGGGGCGCAGGGUGGGUUCGAGGCCGAAGUCCAGGCCCCGGUGGGGUACCCGGCCGUGUUCGUGAGGGUUGGAUCACCGGUCGGCGAAAGAUUCUUAACCAACUUGAGAGAUCUCAAGGUGUUGUAAUUUGUGUAAACUGUACAGUAGAUCGCUUAUCAUUUUGUGAAGGGGAAAGGAGGUUGGAAUCUGGGGUCUA